Microplitis mediator is the source of this 1315-nucleotide messenger RNA. RefSeq lists its product as uncharacterized. The record is from RefSeq and is a predicted model, not a curated record. Lineage: Eukaryota; Metazoa; Arthropoda; Insecta; Hymenoptera; Braconidae. The transcript has a single exon. The coding region runs from base 243 to 740 and encodes 165 amino acids.
AGGGAAUAACCAAGGAUUUGUCAAGCUCAUUGGCUAGCAAAAAAAAUGAUGAUAACUUUGUUGAGGGGCCGAGACUUUAUAUGACCGCGCUGCCGAUUAUGGAAGCAUUGAGGCGUCAACCGAGACACAGGAAACACUUAUUUAAAGUCAAUAAGUGUCACGAGAAGUACGCGAGCCUCUUAGAAGACCUUCAACACCUCAGGACACUUGGACUCUUAGACCUGGGGAUUUAAAAUAUAAUAAUGAAUAUCAAUAAAUUAUAUAAAUGUCACAAUAAAUGUGACGUUGAUAAUAAUAAUCAUAAUAUUGAUAAAGAGAAACUCAAGGUCAAGAAACCGAUAGACGAACCAUGUGGUUUUUUUAAUGGAGAUAAUCUAAUAAUUAAAAUGAAGGCCAAUCAUCAGCAAUUGGAAAUAAUUGGCGACGGCUGUCAACUAACGAUUAUAAAUAAUCAUGGAAAAAUAAAAGUAAUUGGUGACGGCGGUGUGAUAAAAAUACUGGGCGAUAAUUUUGGUGAUCUUGUGUACUAUGGAGACGGUGGUAAAAUUUUACUUGGACUGAGCAAUAAUUUUGAAAAAGUUAAGUACGUUGGUGAUGGUGGUGAGGUGAACAAUAAAAAAUUAAUCAGAGGCCUGCAAGCCAAGUCAUCAUCAGCAACUGGGUAUCAGAAAAUAUCCGGCACUGGUAUCAGAACAACGAGAGCACUGACUUCGCAGAAAAAAAUUACGACACCUGACUAAACUUCUCAUGGACCAGACUUUCCAAGAAAUCAUCAUCUGUAAGAUCCAGCAUAAAUUUUUUAAUUAUAAAUAAAAUGGUCUAAUGUAACAAUUUAUUUAUACCGCAAUCAGUAUUUAUAAAUAAAAAAAAAAAAUAUCUAUUACAUAGCCCAGGUUUUUUAUUGUAUAAAGGCACGUAGACUUGUUAUGUAUGUGUAUAUAUGUAUAUAUGUAUAGAUGUUUAAAAGAAAAUUAAUGAGACAUUCUAUGUGUAAAUAUAUCCCUUGGCCCCGGGUGGACGACACGCGUUCCACGCGCACUGCAUUCUAUUGCGGACACUCAAAACUUCCUCAGACAGAUGCCAUCACCACGUAUUUAAUGUUGAUAUAUAAAUAUAUAUAUAUGUAGGCUUACACACUCGCUAUUAUUACAGCGUGUAACUUGUAAGAGGGUGUCAUACCAAAUUCUUGGAGAUCUAAUAGAGGGGACGGUGCCAGAUGCACCGGAAAUUAUCACAGGAGGUCAAUCUCAAUCUACUAAUUCGCUAUUUUACUUUCUACGUCUCUGCUUUUAUUUACUCAACUUAACAUUUACUC